Molecule: messenger RNA, 3264 nt
Organism: Spirometra erinaceieuropaei
Lineage: Eukaryota; Metazoa; Platyhelminthes; Cestoda; Diphyllobothriidea; Diphyllobothriidae
Source: the annotation of a GenBank genome assembly
AUGAACACUCCAAACUACGGACUGGCAAAGUGGCUGUUCCGACGUCUCAUAUUUCUGACCUCCGAUUCGAACGCCAGAGGUGGCUGGUCAAAACAAUUCUUGAAGAAACUUAAAGGGGUAAGUCUCCCGCCAAUCGACGUCAUGGUAUCCUUUAACGUCACGUCCCUUUUACGUCUAUUCAGCAGGACUUGGAAGUCGAUACCAUCGAACUACUCCUACGAGAUAAAUACGACGAAACGAAGAAUCACCACGGACACACCAAAAUAAUCCAAAUCCUGAAGUUCUGUCUCAAGGCAUACUUCACGUUUGACGGAACAAUCGACCAGAAAGUGAAGGCUGCGCCAAUGGGUUCGCCGACUUCAGGACUCAUAGCCGAGGCGGUCCUACAACAGUUGGAGUGGUUGAAUUUCCGACACUACAGACCGAAAUUUGGGGCUCGGUAUGUGGAUGACACCUUCGUCGUCAUCGAACGGGAUCAGAUGCUGACAUUCAAGGAAAGUCUGAAUACGGUCUUCCCGGACAUUCCGUUUACGGUGGAGGAGGAAGAAAACAAUCAGCUGACCUUUCUGGAUGUCUUCGUUUGCCGCAAAGAUUGUGGCGGGCUAAAUACCAAAGUGUUCAGGGAAGUGACAAACACAACGAAGGUACUAAAUUUCAAUAGUAACCACCCGAUCAGUCACAAGCACAUUUGCGUGAGGGCGCUAUACCGGCGCGAUGAGACGCCACGCUGUGAAACGGAAGAUGAGGCUGUUAAAUAACAAUUUAUUCGACGGUUACUGAGGGCCAAUGGCUAUCCGCGCAACUUUGUCAACCAGUGCAUAUGCAAACGAAACCAAAUCCAGCCGGCCCUAAAUUUUGGCAGGCUCUUUCGUACUUGGUGGACGUCUCUUCGGAACAAAUUCCGAAGAAGUGACAAACUAGUGUACAGCCUGUCGUCAAAGGAGCUGACGAAGGAUCAGAUGCUGGUGUUACUACACGAAGCUUCAUUCAACACGGCUGAUGCCAAACUCGUUAACAUGAUUGCAGCAGUGGAAUCAAUCCUUUGUCAGACGGAGACAACGGAGGAGACUAAGAGUCUCAUCCGACAUCAAGUGUCGUCUCUCCUGAUGGUCCACAGGCCGCGAGAAGUGCUUCCCAAGGUCGAACGUGAUGCGCCUAGGGAACUGAAGGCCGACAAGGACCAAGUCAUCGUGCCAGCUGCCAAGAGGCGCUCCAGGGUUGUACUGAACAGGACAAACUACCUUAAAAAGUCAAAGGUUUACUGGAUGACCGACAGUUCUAUGUCCCAUGUGCAACGAACCCUAUAAAAACGCUGGCACGCGAAAAUAAAGCUAAAUUGUUAGCCCUGGAGAACUCAGGUGCAAUAACACCGAUCGACAUACGCAUGGCGAGAGCCCAAGAUACGGCUUUGGCCCGAUUCUAUGGUCUCACUAAGGUGCGCAGAGAGGGCGCUGUUCUCCAACCCAUUGUGUCGCUCAAAUGCACUCCAACGUACGGACUGGCUAAGUGGCUGUUCCUGCGUCUCAAGUUCCUGAGCACCAAGUCAGACACCACGGUCUCUUCAUCAGCACAAUUUCCGAAGAAACUCGAAGGGGUAAGCCUCUAUCCAAAUGAGGUCAUGGUAUCCUUUGAUGUUACGCCCCUUUUCACUUCUAUUCCCCAGGACCUGGCGAUCGAGACAAUCGAGCUGCUACUACAAAGCAAAUACGAUGAAACGGAGAAUCGUUUUUGACACGCCCAAGUCAUUCAGCUCCUGAAAUUCUGUCUCAGGACGUACUUCACGUUCGACGGGACGAUCUACGAAAAGGUGAAGGGUACGUCAAUGGGUUAGCCGAUUUCGGGUUCCAUCGCCAAGGCGGCCCUGAAAUGGUUAGAGUCGCUGGUCUGCCAACACCACAGACCGAAGUUCUGGGUCCCGUAUGUGGAUGAUACCUUCGUCGUCAUCGAAAACGAUCAACUGCUGACAUUCAAAGAACACUUGAAUGUGGUCUUCCCGGACAUGCGAUUUAUGAUGGAGGAGCUGGCCUUCCUGGAUGUCCUCCUAUGUCUCAAAGAUUGUGGUGGCCUAAAGAUCAAAAUGUUCAGGAAAGCAACAAAUACGACGCAAGUACUGAGCUUCCGCGGCAACCAUCCAAUCAGCCACAAACGCAGUUGUGUAAGAACGCUCUAUCGGUAUGUCGAAACGCACUACAGUGAGCCCAAAAAACAAGAUUGCCGAAAUACAAUAGCCUCGACGGGUCUUGAAAGCCAAUGGUUACCCGCACAGCUUUGUCAACUGGUACAUACGGGAAAGGGACGAAAGGCCUAACCGCGCGGACCCCACAUUUUGGCGAGCGCUUCCGUAUGUCAAGAACGUUUCGAAGGCUGUCGGCCGUCUGCUCGCGCCACUUGUGGUUUGAGUUGCACACAGACCGGAAGCAACCACCAGGCGUCAGGUAAUGAAACCGAAAGACCCGCUGCCACAGCAAGAAUCUUCUGGAGUCGUUUAUCGCAUCUGCUGCAGUUGCGGACAAAGCAACUACGUCGGUGAAACCGGAAGACAGUUCAAAACGCGGAUGGCUGAACACGCUGCAGCGGUGCGGAAGAAUGACACCAGCUCUCAAGUUGCGGCUCAUUUGACGAGAUCCGGCCACAUAUUCAAAUUCGACGAGGCCGAAAUUCUCGCGAGUGAUGACAAACGCGUGAGCUGCGAGCUGCUAGAGUCAUGGUUCAGUGCCCCCCAGUCCAUUAACUAGUACAACGGCCUCCUCUUCCAUACUCUGUUCUGAGACUUCGCCUAGGCGGAGUGAUUAGCCACGCGUGGAGUGCACAGGUGAACGCUGUUCCAACGCCAGGAUCGUUGGGUCAGCUGAUCGAGCAAUCAUCACAUCAACAUCUCACGCACAUGAUGAAAUUGCAGCAAUUAACGACGCGAAUGUCGGCCAUCAAGCAGUCAGCACACCAAGCGCAACAAUCCAUGAUGAAGGGGGGAGCCGUGAAUAUUCAUAGGUACGCGGUAGCAUGACGACUGCAUCCUAUAAAUACUGCAGCCCUUUGUGCAUGAACCGCCCGUAUCUGCUUUUGUCUCUGAAGAUGGGUUCGAGCAGGAAUCGCAAACGUCUUGUCCCAGAGAUCGUGUCUCCCUCUUCACGACUGCUUCCUGGGACUCGUCUCUUCGCUUCUACUGACGGCAGUAUUCGUCUGGAGUCUCUAACCGGAUCUUGUGGAGUUGCGAACGGAGUGACUACGUCGGAGAAACUGGGAGAUUACUCCGGACGCAUAUAG